Molecule: messenger RNA, 5761 nt
Organism: Porites evermanni
Lineage: Eukaryota; Metazoa; Cnidaria; Anthozoa; Scleractinia; Poritidae
Source: the annotation of a GenBank genome assembly
AUGACAACUGAGGAUGUUGAGCUUGAAGCCAUAAGACCAGAGGCAAAACAAGAAAAUGAAGGUGAUUCAGAUCCCGAAAAAAAUCUCCCAGGCUCUAUGGAAAUAUGGAAUAAUUUCGUCAAUGCCACUUCAUUACAUGGUAUUCGAUACGUGUUCUGGAAGCGACCACUCUGGGCCAGGAUUGGCUGGCUUCUUAUUCUCCUGGCAUUCACGGCUUACUUUCUGUACACAGCACACAAAUCUCUUGUUAAGUAUUACAACUGGCCUAUAAAUACCGUCAUAACUCAAAAAUAUACAGAUAAGCUGGACUUUCCAGCUGUAUCAAUUUGUCCGCUUAAUCUUGUAAGUAGGAAAAAGAUGUCUGCUCUGGACGGCGACCCCAAUUACGUCAAAUAUGGCCUCAAUGACAGUGUUUGUUCUGCCACGGCCGCAGUGCGUGAAGGGAAACCUUGUGGAGCAGCCAUGAUGUGUUGUUGCUUGAGUUUUAUUUUAUUUGACGGUGCGAAAAUUGUUCCAAACUGCACUCAGGAGUACUCUGAAAGACUCAUAGCUGCUCAGCAAAGAUCUGGGAUUUUUUUCGACACAGGCCGAUAUUAUGAAAAGUACAGUCAGGGAAUCGAGGAGAUAUUGAGUCCUGGUUUGUGUUUUUUCGACACUUCUGAGUGGUGCGGAGUUUUGGAUUUCAAAACAACAGUCACCGAUUGGGGUAUAUGCUAUACCUUCAACGCUGACCCUAAUAACAUAAGAAAGGCGCAACUCAAUGGAGCUGGAGGAGGUUUGAAUAUCUUGCUGGACGCUCAAGUCGAAGACCACACAAUUGGAAGGCUGUCAGAGGGUUUCACAGUAGUCAUCCAUCAGCAAGGGGAAACCAUCAUUCCUUGGGAUGGAAUCAACGUACAACCAGGGAUGCAAGCUUCAAUUACAUUACACCAACAAAGGGUGAGUACCACUAUCAGCACAGGAAAAGGUUUUAGUCGCAUAUAGCUGCGAGGGUCUUGUUUAAUCAAAUAAGGAUAAUAGUCCGCAUAUUUUGUCAUAUGGGUUUGAAACCCUUAGUGGCACCCAUCUACCAAAUCCUGGGUUAAAAGGUUUUAAGACUUGUUUAUAGUGGAAAGUGCGCUUGGCUUAAUUCCAGCUAAUUUAUAGGCACUCCUCUCAAAUACUUAGAAACAAAUAAUUCAAAUACAACAUAACAGGAUAAAAAAACCCCAACUGGCACGAGGCAACCAGUUGGCUAUUUACAAGCGUGGCCGAGGAUUUGAACUCGGGCGACAGAGAACAAAUCCAGAAAUUGGCCAGAGCGGGACUCGAACAUUGAGAGCCCGAAGCACUGACCACUCACCACGCUGCCUCCUAAGUUGAAUACCAGUAUCCCCUGGAAUUUCAAUCACGAUCACGAUCGGAGUUAACUAUGCUGGGAUAAAGUGCCCCCUGCUCUGUUUUUUAGAGGUUAACGCCCAUUGCGAAAUAGCUAAGACGGGUUCUUUGGCGAAAGUGCAACUGAUUAAAGUGUUGUAAUGUCUUGACAGAUAAUAAAUCUUGAGAAACCUUACGAAACAAAAUGUGAAAAUAGGAAGUUGAAGACAAAGGGAACCUACACAACGAAAAGCUGCUUGUUCGAGUGUAUUGCUGAGGCCGUGAUGAAGAGUUGUAAAUGUCACCCUGCUGAAUAUGCGGGUAUGAGUAAUGUCUUUGUUGUUUGCUUGUUUUCUUUUGUUCUCAUAACUUGAUAUAACUAAUUCGUCUACGUCACCGCCCUGAUCAAGAAGUUGUUAGAUUUUCAUCUUGGUCAAACCAAGGUCAAACCUUGCACAGUACCCCAACAAAAAAGUAUAAGCACCUUCGAUCGUGCGUUUCUCCAAAAGAGUAAGGAAGGUAAAACCCGGUAGUGAGGUCAACCUUAAAUGUGUGUAUGGUAGCUGGUCCCCAUCAGCUUGCAAGCUGCCUUAAAAUGCAACCGGAUUUAUUAGAUAAAAAAAAAUGAUGGUGAUGUUCAUGACGAUGAUGAUGAUGAUGUCAUUGAUUAAGCUAAUUGAGAUUUGGGUUAUCGACCUACAGAAAUGAUGCGUUAACAUUCGUCUGAAUACUUGACUAGAUCGGCAUUCUGUAAAGUCUAAAUAUUCAGUUAGCAUAUAAAUGAGUUGUAAUGGUUUGGUUCACUCACUUUUUCAGCAGAGGAGAAGACAAUAAGAAGUUGUACUAAAAUGGAUCAGCCCUGCAUUCUCAAUACUACAUGUAAGAAACCGUACUCUGUACUUUCUAAAGUAUAGCCUUUUCUUUUUUCUGAAGUCCGAACGGGAGGUGGGGGUUGGGGUAUAAGUAAGAGCCCUUAUCGCCAUCCGCUACAGGAAGAUCAUUUAUUUUACCAGCCCGCUUUAAGACAGCGAAUGAUUAAGACUGAAACUGUGGUUUGCAGUGACAUAAAGUGGCAUGACAGUUUGUGAAUGUGUCAUGACUGCACCGUCCUGGGUACGAAGCAACAAAGCAAAUAAUAACAACAAGAAAUUAAUGGAAAUCUUUCAUGUUUUAUCCUUGGUUUUUUCUUAAGUCUAACCCGUUUUACAUGCAGUUGUCCUGUGCUUACGUAUGUUUGCACACUGAUGCUUAGUCGCCAUGUAAAAUGGCUUUAAGACGUGAAAUCUUACCCGCUUUAAAAUCCGUCUGAAAAAACACAUAUACUACUGAAUUUUCAGCCUAUUUGGAGACUACACGAUGCGACUGUCCAGUCCCCUGUAACGAGACAAGAUACACCACUGAGGUGUAUUAUUCAAGUUUCCCGGAUGUGGGCUCUGCAACCGUAAUGCAAUCACUUGGUUUGAAUCGUUCUUUUGAUUACAUGAGGUACGUAUCGUCGACCAUGCAACAUAUGCAUAAAAGAUUAAGGGUGAAUGCCACGACUCGAGGGAAAGUGCAAUGCUUCGUCGUUGGGUAUAAGAGGCAGUUACGUUUAGUUAUACCUAAAGUGUUAAGGAACUUUUUGUCCAAAAUUCAUUUUAAUUGGUUAGUAGUAAAUAAGUAGUAAACUUGUGUAAAUAUCUUAAUAUAUAGUGUGAAAUAAUGAAAUAAAUUAUAAUAAUUAAAAAAAUAGAGUCAAGAAAGUUGCAGCUAUUGAUCACCAUUUAUUUAAGACAGUUGUUUUGAGUUGUUUUUAAUCUAAAUUGGGUUAAAUCAUAGUGACGGCAAUGUUUGUGAUGAAAGUAGGUGGGGGAAACUUUCCAUAAAAUCCCUUGCUUAGGGUUCCAAACAAGGAUUGGUCACCGCGGGCAUGGCCCCCAAGAUCCUAGGGAAAAUAAGAGGCUUAUUGGCAUUUGCUACUCCUAUCGAUAACAAUGCAGUUCCUCGCGAAGCGACGGCCGAAGACUGUCGUGCCAAGUGAGGUUUAUAAUUUUGUCAGAAUUCGCAUCGCGUGUGACUCCCACGAGGAUCGCUAAUCGAAGUGUGAUCUAGCUUUAGCCGUAAAUAUUUCUAUCAACCUUUAUAUCGAUUUGGGCAUCUGCAGUUGCCUAGGAAAAAGACAGCGUGUUAACAAAACAGCCACAAACCUGGAAAAUGAAAUGCUUUUGUAGAUACACUUCAAAGAUAGAAGUGCCUUUUAGAGAAAAUAGGUGCGAUUUGGACAUUAUUUUCAAAAUAAUAGCGAAAAUCGAAAUAAGAAGACGGGUUAUAUCGACUUUUUAGGACAUACGUUGUUUAAAUACGAUGAAAUGCGUUUAAAUUCGGUUUCCACCGUCAAAGCUCGGUUUUUUUGUUAUUGUUGUUUUGUUUUUUGUUUUUGUUUAUUUGUUUAUUUUGUUUUUGUUUUUAUAUAUUGUCUUUUUUCCAUUGGCUCUUUUCCCUUUCUUCCUACUUCUGGUUGUUAGCCUCUUCUUAGCGGGGUUCUGUGAUUCACAUAUUUCUUAUACAAUAUAUAGAUAUAAUAAGAGAAAGUCGUUGCUUUUCUUUUACUUUAACUUUCAUUUUCGCCUUCUGUUUAUUAAUAUACUGACUAAUGGACGUUGCAGUAUUCUUAGAGUUACAGUAAAUGCUGAUCGUUAACGGCGAUCUAUGACCCUUAUUAUCUAGGAAAAACUUUGUAUUCCUUCAAAUUGGUUACAAGACACUCAGCUACGAAUUACAAGAGCAGACGGUGGGAUUUGGAAUUGAAGCCCUAUUUGGUAUGAGCUAUUUUUAAAAUUGCUUAUUUCAUAUUCAGGCCAAUUUUUUUCUUUUACUGAUCGCCAAGCUGAGUACGCGCACUACAUGUUAUAAUUUUUAGUUUUGAAGUCUUUCUGAUCUGGGUUCAAUUCUUUGAACAAAGGGGUGUAUUUUAGGCGGAGGAUUACCUCUUACACUUGAAAAAGCGAAGCUAAAAUACUUCCAUGUUUUUAUGUAUCAUCAUCAAAGUUUUUUGUAUUAAAAGUCUCCACUAAACAAAAUACAUCGUUUUGAACAACCUACUUACAUUUUAUAUUGGCGACGGCCAUGCAUGCAGUUUUUUAAAGAUAUGAGGCAGCUUAUUGCUCUGCGAUGGACCUCAUCUUUGCCGUAAAUCAAGUUCUAACUUUAAGCAGUUUGAGUUUGAAUGAGACAAAUGCCAGCAACCCCGCCUUUCCAAUAGGUACAUUAACAACAACAUCAACAACUUUAUUUUUCGUAUAAAGAUACAAAAGUUGGAUAGUUUACCCGCAUAUAGCUGGAAAGCUAAUCGUGGCGGGGCAAGACAAGUACAUGAAUAACACAAUUAUCUAAUAAAAACCAAAACCUUAAACUAUUAGAAAGCCUUGCAGAUUUGCAACUAAAAAUUAUUAAAGCACAGAAGUUAAGUGAUCUAAUUAACACAGGGCUUACUGACGUACAAUGCAUUAAAACAAGGAGUCACUGACUCUUAAAUGAUAAUACAGGAAAAGAAAAAGCAGACAUUAAAACCUUUAGCAGGUGUAUCUAUGGACCUACUUUUUUAUAAUCAUGGGGAUUAUAUUAUAGUCGUCCUCCCUUUCUAUAAUUAGAUAUCAAAUAGCAAUUUGAGGAGAACUAUUUAGAAAUCGUUCUUUUUUAACGUCCGAUAUAUUUAGUGGUAUCUAACCCACAGCUUUACUCCGAGCCGAGAGAGAGAGAAUUGUUUUGUAUUUCUAGUCUAGAACUUUUAACAUUGAAUUCGAAGUUUCCAGACGUAGACGAUCCUGCAUCGUAUGAGUGAAUAUUAGAAGUAUUGUGAGGAAUACAAAAGUUUGUGUUUCUUUAUAUAGCUCAUCACUCUUGGUACUUUAUCUUCAAUACCUGCAAACUAAUUCAAUCUUUUUCUUUUGGUUUUUUUGUUUUUAGGUGAAAUUGGCGGAAAUAUGGGUCUCUUCCUAGGCUGCAGCCUGAUGACUGUAUUCGAGUUUGCUGAUUUUCUUGUGGCUUUGAUUUAUGUUCGAAAAUGGCGUAAAGAAUAUCAAACAUAAAAUUCCUUUUAAGGCAUUAUACUAUAUACUUUACUUUUCGAAAAGGUAAAACGAUAUUGAUUUACGACUCUUAAAAAAAGUUAAUAAAAUAAGUCAUCAAGCGGUGGUGCUGAAAUCGUUUGAGUAUAAGGGGGAAAUAGUAACUACAGGAAUCAAUAAAAUGCAGUCGUAUUUCACAAGACGCAACGAGCCGGAAGUCCAAACAAAAAAAAAUAGAUUGUUUCAUCAAUUGAUAUAGCAAUCAAUUUGGAAAUAAAUCACAUUCUACUAAGCUGGAACCUUUUAAUAAGGACAUACGUACAUUUAUAUGAAAUUAUUAGACUUCUGACUACAAGACC